UUGAGAUGUUAAAAUUAAAUGAAUGAAUAAAUAAAUAAAUAAAGAAAAGCCCAAUAUGAAAAACGUUGGCAAGGGUAUAAUCGGUACAUCAAAGAAACAAAUGAAUCAAACCGAGUUAUCUGCCAGCACUCUAGACUACCUAGUUAAUUUCUUGAGCCCGUUUUAGCCCAAGAACUCAGGCCUAGCGAAGCCAAGCCCAGACUGAGGUCGAACUGUUGACGAAUCUUGUCUGCUUUGUAUUAGCUGGAAGUCAGUAUGCUGCAAAAUCCCAGUAGCAGCUUCAUUGCAUCAUUGAAGGAGCCACCGAUUUCUGUUUCUUUAGAGAAGAUUUGCAAUCAAUCUCCAAAAUUUACGUUUCCUUGCUCAUUUUUCCAUUUCCUUUUGCAAAGGAAUACACACUAGUUCAUGAUAAAUAACUCUUACAAUUGGUUGCAUCAGCGAAUUUAACUAGAUAUGCUUUAUUCUGGUUUAAAUGGGGCAUAAAUCAUACAUCAUUGGCUUCUAUAGAGCCAAAAGUGUACACUAGAUAGGGUUUUAAGGAAACAGGUUCUUGGGUAUGAUCUAUUUUCUUUUGUAAAACAAGUAAUGGAAGGGAAUUUAUCACAAGGAAGUAUGAUUCCUGGGGGGACUCCAUUUGGAGGCCUUGACUUGCAAGGAUCCAUGAGAGUUCAUCAGCAAGCGCAGCACCAGCAUUCUAUACACCAUCAGCCUCAUCCUCUGCAUCGCCAAGGGUCUUCUGUACAUCCUUCAAUUCAUGAGGGUUUUCCCCUCACAGUGGGAACCAUGCACAAUUCUGAUCAAGCCAUUUCCAUGACUGAUUACAAUAAGGGAGAUAAGGGGAAAAAUUCAGCAAGUGAUGAGGAUGAGCCAAGCUAUACUGAAGAUGGUGCUGAUGGUCACGAUGACACAAGCAGAGGGAAAAAGGGAUCACCAUGGCAGCGUGUUAAGUGGACUGAUAAAAUGGUGAGGCUUUUGAUAACUGCUGUGUCUUACAUAGGAGAGGAUGCAACUUCAGAUUGUGGUGGUGGCAUGAGAAGGAAAUUUGCAGUUUUACAGAAAAAGGGCAAGUGGAAAUCAAUUUCAAAGGUCAUGGCUGAAAGGGGUCACCAUGUUUCACCCCAGCAGUGUGAGGAUAAAUUCAAUGACCUUAACAAAAGGUAUAAAAAGCUAAACGAUAUGCUUGGCAGGGGCACUUCAUGCCAAGUUGUGGAGAAUCCAGCGCUACUGGAUGUUAUAGAUUAUUUAACAGAAAAAGAGAAAGAGGAUGUUAUGAAAAUACUAAGCUCGAAGCAUCUAUUUUAUGAAGAGAUGUGUUCAUAUCAUAAUGGAAACAGAUUGCAUCUGCCUCAUGAUCCAGCAUUACAGCGUUCCUUGCAGUUGGCUCUUAGAAGUAAAGAUGAUCAUGAUAGUGAUGAUGUGAGAAAGCAUCAACAUGAUGAUCUUGAUGAAGAUGAUCAAGAAGUGGAAACCGAUGAUCAUGAUGAACUAGAGGAGAAUCAACCUCCACAUGGGGAUAGCAGGGGAAAAACACUGUACAGGGCACUACUUUGACUACUUAUUUUUUAUUGAUAGAUGUGUAAGUCUUCAUUCGUUGUUUAAAAAUUUCUACAUUAUUGGCCUAGCUCAGCCACUGAAUUUGGCAUUUUCGCUAUGCAGGUUGCUCCGGUGCUGUUCUCAAAACUGAAGUAACUGGAAGUCCCUUCGGACAUCUCUCUCAUUCUGUCAGUAUGCUUUACGAACAGCUGGUUUUAGUCCAAUCUUUAGUUGGCUUAUUUGAAGCAGCUUUUGAUUGACUUGGAAUAAAGGAAGAUGUCUUGAAUUUUGAUGUGCAACAUGUUGCAGUUCAUUUCAUAGAAAAGGGAUAAUGUAGAAGAAUGAUCGAUGAUAAACGAUUAACAUUUAAAUAAUGUUUAUGAUUCUUUCCUGUUAUAAUUCA
Molecule: messenger RNA, 1936 nt
Organism: Hevea brasiliensis (rubber tree)
Lineage: Eukaryota; Viridiplantae; Streptophyta; Magnoliopsida; Malpighiales; Euphorbiaceae
Exons: 3
Coding region: 586-1551 (321 amino acids)
Source: RefSeq, a predicted model, not a curated record